This is a messenger RNA of Oenanthe melanoleuca, 1254 nucleotides long. RefSeq names its product glycosylated lysosomal membrane protein (gene GLMP). Bases 69 to 1247 code for a protein of 392 amino acids. The record is from RefSeq and is a predicted model, not a curated record. Gene Ontology annotation, cellular component: lysosome. Lineage: Eukaryota; Metazoa; Chordata; Aves; Passeriformes; Muscicapidae. The transcript is spliced from 6 exons.
GUACCAGGGCGGUUCCGGGGCGGUCUCAGGGCGGUUCCGGGGCGGUCCCGGUCGGGGCCGGUCUCGCCAUGGCCGCCGGUGCGGGGCUGGCGCUGCUGGCCGCGCUGCUGGCGGCGGCCGCGGCCGAGCGGGACCGCAAGGUGUCCAUGCAGUACAACCCCGGCUGGAACGACUCCUCUGUGAACCUGCUCCACGUGCAGGCUGUGGGGCCCAGGGACAGCCUGCACUACGUGUGGAGCAGCAUUGGAGCCCCUGCCGUGCUCCUGGUGGCCACCCAGAGCCCCAGCAGUGCCCUGAGGGUCAACUGGAGCCAGCUGCUGUCACCCAGUCCUGCUGGAGCCAUCUGGAUUGAGCCUCCUGACAGCGUGGUGUAUUCUACAGCCGUGGUGUUCACCAAGCUGUUCGAGUUCAGCGAGGCCAAACCUUUGGGAGAGCUCUUCUACCCCACCUAUGACCUGGCUGAGUUCUCCUGGGACAGCCUCAACCACACCCUGAACCACACGGCGCUGACGGCCGAGCUCCGCGGGGUCCCGGCCACCGACCCCGGUGGUGGCUUCUCCAACGGCAGCCUGGCAUUCCAGAUCACAGCCUUUGAGGCCAGUGGCCGUGCUGGGCGCCUGCCCAGCCUCCUGCACACAGCAGACAGCUCCCAGCUGGAAUUUCUCCUGGCUGGGGUGGCCCCACGAGGAAACAGCUCCCGCUUUGUGCUGGAAAUGGCCACGGUGGAGGAGGCGGGGGCGGUGCGGAGGCUGCGCUCGCAGAGAUCCAUCGAUGACGAGUACACCCCCACCAUCUUCGAGGUGCUGUCCCUGGUAGCUGAGCCCCCAAACAGCAGCUCCACGCUGGGGUUCCUGCAGUGGAAGGCGACGGCGUACGGCUCGCGGAGCCCCCGGCGCGAGGAUGGCAUCCAGUGCAGGGCUCAGGGGCUGCAGGAGGCCAACUGGAGCCUGCCCCUCUCCAGCCUUCUCCAGGCUUAUUUUGGGCACAGCCUGGGCAGCAGCUGCACCAUCAGUGCCCUCAAUGUGACGUUUGGGGGAGAGGAGGGAGAGGUGUACCGGGAGAAGAGAUACCUCAGCUGGUCGGUGCUGCUGGGUUUUGGGGAGCCCCCCAGGGACACCUUCUCCCCUCUGGUGAUCUCCAUCGCUGCCGUGGCGCUGGGCACGCCCCUGGCCAUGCUGCUGCUGGGCUCCUGCCUGCUGCUGCUGGCCCGGAGGAGGCGCUACUCCGAGUAUGAGCCCAUCAACUGAGGGGCUG